CCCUAACAUGGCAGCUUAGUUGUUUCAUAUUUUGACACUUCCACGUGAUCUAUCUAUCGAUUGUUAUCGUCGUCAGUGCUUACCCACGAUAAGGAAAAUUCAUAAUGUCAGUGCCUUAUUUUAAUUCACGAAUUUCAAUAUACGAGGCACGAGAAACCAGAAAAAUACAAAGAAAGAGGAUCCGGGAUAUCUGUGAUCCCUUCGAUAUUGACGAUGGCGAAUUUCAACAUCUAUGGCGGAUUUCAAAGCCGAUGGCUAUUUUCAUUAUCGAGCAAAUAAGGGAAGACUUGGAGCCGCUAAAUGCUCAGGGCAUUCCUGUACAUCUGAAGGUUCUAUGUUGUGUCCAAUUUCUGGCAAAUGGUGGCUACCAGCGGCAGAUUGGGCAGGACCAUAGUCUUUGCCAAGCCCAGACCACCGUAAGCAGAUUUUUAGGCCAAUUUUUGAAGGCUUUAUACUUAAGACUCUUUUCUGAAUGGGUUCACUUCCCAGGCUCAGAGCCUGCCCGAAGAAGUGUGGCAGCAGGCUUUGAAGAAAAAUACCGUGUGCCCGGAAUUUUAGGGUUAAUUGACUGCACACAUUAUGUUAAAAUCUUCCCGCCACCUGGGCCAGAAGGCGCACAGUACAAAAAUGUACGGAAAGGAGCACAUACACUCAAUGUGCAACUGAUAGCCGAUUCAGAGUGCAGGAUAUUACAUGUGAAUGCUAGGUACCCAGGGAGAGUGCAUGAUGCAUUUAUUUGGGCUCACAGUAAUGUGAAAACUGAAAUGAAGAGAUUGUAUGAUGGAGGAAUAGGAAGUUUCUUCCUUUUGGGUGACUCAGGAUACCCAUUGGAGCCUUGGCUCAUGACCCCUGUUCUCCACGCUGAGCCGGGAUCGCCGGAACAAAAUUAUACGGACUGGCAUUGCCAAGUUCGUAACGCAGUGGAGCGCACUAAUGGGUACCUAAAAGGAAGUUUAAGGUGUCUGGGCAUCGACAGAGUCCUACACUACGCGCCGGAGAAGGCAGUGGAAAUUGUUUAUGCCUGUUGCACAAUAUACAACCUCAUGAAGCAUUUUGGAGUGCCAUUAGAAGAGGAGCCACAGGAGGAGGAUGUCCCCAAUGUACUCCAAAAUGUAAAUCAUGCUCAACUUCUCAGUCACUCACGUGCCAGAAGGGCAGCGAUAAUACAAAAUUAUUUUUCCACAUAG
Molecule: messenger RNA, 1187 nt
Organism: Ostrinia nubilalis (European corn borer)
Lineage: Eukaryota; Metazoa; Arthropoda; Insecta; Lepidoptera; Crambidae
Product: putative nuclease HARBI1
Exons: 6
Coding region: 105-1187 (360 amino acids)
Source: RefSeq, a predicted model, not a curated record